Amyelois transitella is the source of this 1039-nucleotide messenger RNA. RefSeq lists its product as uncharacterized. Lineage: Eukaryota; Metazoa; Arthropoda; Insecta; Lepidoptera; Pyralidae. The record is from RefSeq and is a predicted model, not a curated record. The transcript is spliced from 6 exons. The coding region runs from base 1 to 1038 and encodes 345 amino acids.
AUGCAAGCUACUUAUGCGAAAAAACAUGAUCUCCCGAACUGGGACCCAGUUAGGUUGGAGUACCCUAUCAGAAAGUUUCCUAGCACCAAUAAAUCCAGCGAAACUAUAGCAAGGAGGUGGAAGCUACCACCUGAGAUAAUAAAAGAAGGUAGAGAACCCAUUGAAGAACUUCGGGAUUACCUUCGAGACUACAACAUCACCAAGGAGUUGACCAGGUCACAGACAUCAGAACACUUUGGUUACAAUGAACCAGAGACAAGGAGGUUCAAUAAGCACACCUCAUGUUUAGAGAAUCAGUAUGUUUAUCCGGUUGCACGAAAGCUCGAAGCCCGGCCGCCACAGAGCACAGCCCACGGGACCACAGAGAUGCGCAGCGCUUUCGUUGAACCCACCGCACCGUCUCGACUGGUGACAGAUAAAGAUCAGUUCAAACAUCCGGCAAGUCUGCUUGACAAGCAUCACUUCGCUCCCAGUUUCCACAAAGACCUAGAACCCUUGGACACGACCCAUGACGGUUUUGAGAAAUACCUGGACCCGUAUCUUACCACGAGCAGGCUCCAUCACCGACCGUUCACAGCUGACCAGCUUUCCAGACCUUCUGCUUCGAAAGAUAUCGUUACCUACUAUACGUUGGCGAAAACUCCUUGGGCGUGGUCAGCCAAACCAAAGAUCGAAAAUUGGAACCUACCACCGCGUAGACCAAAAUCUAUGUAUGACAGGGAGAGGUUCAAGCAAGACUUUAGGGAAAUAAGGACACAUAAACAGUUGCAAUGGAUACCUGGGGCGUUUAGAACAGAGUCGAGAGACAACUACAUACCCCAAGCCAACUGCGACGUGGAAUCACAAGUUAGGAAUUACUACAAGCGCGCAACAAAUCAAAUACUGACGAAGAAUAAACAUGAACAAUCUGUUAUACAGCAGUCUUAUUGUUCGGAAAAUUCUAGAAUUGGAUCGGGGAGGCCUCUCUGUGCAGAUAUAGACCCGUUUGUGGAGAGAAAUAAAGCGGUUGAAAGAAUGAGUAUGCGAAGUUAUACGUAAC